UUAAAGUUUCUUGCUUUGGAACUAGAGCAUCGACUUUCGUGGGAGAAGAAAGAAUGAGACCAAACAUAGUGUUAUUUGGAGAUUCAAUUACACAAGAAUCCUUUAGCUCGGGAGGCUGGGGUGCUUCUCUUGCUAACACCUACUCUCGCAAGGCCGAUGUUUUAGUUCGUGGGUAUGGUGGAUACAACACCAGAUGGGCUCUAUUUUUGUUGCAUCAUAUCUUCCCUCUUGACUCGAGUAAACCUCCUAUUGCUACCACAAUUUUCUUCGGGGCUAAUGAUGCAGCUCUCCUAGGGAGAACCGGAGAAAGGCAGCAUGUCCCCAUAGAAGAGUACAAGGACAACCUCAGAAAAAUGGUUGCCCAUUUGAAGGAAUGUUCACCCACCAUGCUUAUGGUUCUUAUAACUCCACCCCCUAUUGAUGAGGAAGGGCGUAUGGAAUAUGCACGAGCAACUUAUGGUGAGAAAGCAAUGAAAUUGCCAGAACGAACAAAUGAAAAUGCCGGAGUGUAUGCUAAAGGGUGUGUUGAAGUAGCUGGAGAACUGGGUAUCCGAUCCAUCAAUAUUUGGUCCAAGAUGCAGGAAACAGAUGGUUGGCAGAGAAAAUAUCUAAGAGAUGGAUUGCAUCUGACAGCAGAAGGCAAUGCGGUUGUGUCUGAAGAAGUUGUGACGGUUUUCAAGGAAGCAUGGCUUGACCCUGCAGAAAUGCCUUACGAUUUUCCUCACCACUCCGACAUCGAUGGCAACAACCCAGAAAAGGCUUUUCAGCAUAAAUGCUUGUAGCUUCCUUUGGUUCUUCCCCGCCCCUCACUCUAAUAUGGGAUAACAUUUUCACUUCUGAUGCUUCAUUUCAAUGUGUUCAUGAAAAAUUCACAAGCAUUAAUGUUGCAUUUACAUGUGUGUUACAAUUUACAUUUAAUACUUUUAUUCUGAAGGUUACAAAGAAAGUAUUAAAAGUUCAUUAAUUGUUUUAGUAUUUAAUUCUAGUUUCCC
Molecule: messenger RNA, 992 nt
Organism: Hibiscus syriacus
Lineage: Eukaryota; Viridiplantae; Streptophyta; Magnoliopsida; Malvales; Malvaceae
Product: GDSL esterase/lipase At5g62930
Exons: 9
Coding region: 54-782 (242 amino acids)
Molecular function (GO): hydrolase activity, acting on ester bonds
Source: RefSeq, a predicted model, not a curated record